This is a messenger RNA of Caenorhabditis sp. 36 PRJEB53466, 416 nucleotides long. The record is from the annotation of a GenBank genome assembly. NCBI's taxonomy places the organism in Eukaryota, Metazoa, Nematoda, Chromadorea, Rhabditida, Rhabditidae.
AUGCCCUCCAAAAUCGUCCUUCUUCUCUUGGGAGCUCUCGUGCUCGGGCCGGUAUCCGGGACAUAUCCAUUCGUGGAAAUGGCCCUAAACUUGGAACUUUUGGCCCGUGCCGAUGAGAAGGCAUGUGAACAGAGCGUCUUGGAGAGAGUUGAGGCUCUUUGCGGAAAGUGCGUACCUGGUUUCGGUCAGUUCUACAGCUCUAAGUCUAUCGUAUCUAUUCAUUUUCUUCAAUUUCAGACUUGGCCGACCUAAAAUGUCCGCGGGACAUUUCCGACAUGGAAAUCAUGAAAAACUGCUGCCCGCAACUGAUACAAACCACAACGCCCAUCAUAAUCACUGGACCAUUGAUCCUUGUUCCAAUCUCAAAUGGAACCACCGAACUGGACAAAAGCGUGAUUGUUACCGACGGACUAUAA